CUUGGGCAACCCAAGCCUGAUCCAUGCACAAAGCAUCCUUGCCAUCUGGGCCACUCAAGUUAUCUUGAUGGGUGCUGUUGAGGGUUACCGUAUUGCUGGUGGGCCUCUCGGUGAAGUGACUGACCCAAUCUACCCAGGUGGCAGCUUUGACCCAUUGGGCCUUGCUGAUGACCCAGAGGCUUUUGCUGAGUUGAAGGUGAAAGAGCUCAAGAAUGGUAGGUUGGCCAUGUUCUCCAUGUUUGGUUUCUUUGUUCAGGCCAUUGUGACAGGAAAGGGACCUUUGGAAAAUCUUGCUGAUCACCUAGCUGACCCAGUAAACAAUAAUGCCUGGGCCUAUGCUACAAACUUUGUCCCCGGAAAGUGAGCAUAGCAAUAGUGAAACAAAGAGAAACACAGUGACUUGAAAAUUAGAGUGAGAGUUUCAUUGUUAUUUGGAGAAAUACAUAUUGAAUGUUUUCUUUUAAGAAGAAUAUGAAUUAUAUAUCUUAUUGUGCAUUGAGAUCUUUA
Glycine soja is the source of this 507-nucleotide messenger RNA. RefSeq names its product chlorophyll a-b binding protein 1D. Gene Ontology annotation, cellular component: plastoglobule; chloroplast thylakoid membrane; chloroplast envelope. The record is from RefSeq and is a predicted model, not a curated record. Bases 68 to 364 code for a protein of 98 amino acids. NCBI's taxonomy places the organism in Eukaryota, Viridiplantae, Streptophyta, Magnoliopsida, Fabales, Fabaceae. The transcript is spliced from 2 exons. Gene Ontology annotation, biological process: response to light stimulus; photosynthesis, light harvesting in photosystem I.